CAUUUAGAAUUUAUAUUGUUUUGAUUUGUUGAUGACCAUCCGGUAGUAAAUGUUCUCUUUGUAACAUUUUUUUUACUUAAUUUUUUUAUAAAACAAUGGUUGCGCCUGAAUUUCAAGCUAUAGUUUUAGCAGCUGGAAAGGGUAGUCGACUCACUGAAGUACUUGAAGAGAGGCCAAAGUGUCUACUGCCAAUCGGAAUAUAUCCAUUGAUUUGGUAUACAUUGAAGAUGCUGCAAACGCAUGGAUUUACAGAAGCUAUUGUUCUUGUUUUGGAAAAUGAAAAAAUAGAGAUUCAACAGAGAUUAGAGAAAACUCAACUCAAACUAAAAAUUGAUUUCUGUUCCAUCUCUGGAGACUCAGACGUAGGAACUGCUGAUGCAUUACGACAAAUUGUCGAGAGAAUUAAGACAGAUUUUGUAUUGCUCUCAUGUGACACUAUUAUGGAGUUCAGUCUUUACCAUGUACUUAAAAGUUUCCGUAAGCACAAUGCAACUAUAGUCAGUUUAUUAGUACACAGUGAUGAUCAAGAUUUCGUAAUUCCGGGUCCUAAAAUGAAGAACAAAUUGGAACUGGACCUCUUCGGUAUAUGCCCAACUUCAAAACGUUUAGUUUUUAUGGGUUCUGCCAGUGAUUUUGAAAACAUUUUCAAGCUUCCUGGACAUUUAUUGCGACAACAUGAAUCGGUUGAAUUGUGUAGUGGAUUAUUAGAUGCCCACGUUUAUGUGAUGAAAAAAUGGAUGAUUGAUUAUAUUGAAGCAAGUUCGAAUAUUUCCUCGUUGAAAGGCGAGUUGCUUCCGUAUAUUCUAAAAAGGCAAUUAUAUACGUCGCUUAACUCACAGCAAACGCAAAUGGACAAAGCGAUAUCAGAGAUAAACAUGAUCACGAAAUCAAAUGAUAUUUUUCGGCUCAUAUCAAAUUCGGAAAUUGACAAAAAAAUGUCUGAUUCAUCAAUUUUCAACCAAGAGCCACCGUUCGGAAAUAAUUUACUUGGAUGCUACGCAGUAACUGCUCCGAAAAAUACUUUUGGUGUGCGGGUGAAUACACUUUCUGCAUUUUAUUUGGCUAAUCGGCAGAUAUAUAAUGUAUUUUCCUCAAUUGUGGACUCCCCGGUUACGACCUUGAUUGCACCAAAUUGUGACAUCAACUCGAAUCAAGUAUCAAAAACGGCAGUUGGCGAACAAACAGUAAUACAUGAGAAAACUUCAAUAACAUCCAGCACAAUAGGAGCGAACUGUGUAAUCAAGCCCAAGGUGCUAAUCCUCACCAGUAUUUUGAUGGAUAAUGUCAUCGUUGAAGAAAGUGUGGUGAUUGAAAAUUGCAUCCUAAGCGACAAUUCAAUAAUUAAAUCUGGCUCGAUUUUGCGAAACUGUUUGAUUGGUGCCAACUAUAUAGUGUCCCAAAAUUCACAGAAGGAUUUCGUUCACUUGUCAAAUUCAAAAGAUUUUAUGGAAAUUUAAAGAAAACAUUAUAUUGAGUUCAUUUGAUAUGUUA
Wyeomyia smithii (pitcher-plant mosquito) is the source of this 1491-nucleotide messenger RNA. RefSeq names its product translation initiation factor eIF-2B subunit gamma (gene eIF2Bgamma). The coding region runs from base 96 to 1457 and encodes 453 amino acids. Lineage: Eukaryota; Metazoa; Arthropoda; Insecta; Diptera; Culicidae. Gene Ontology annotation, biological process: cytoplasmic translational initiation; biosynthetic process. Gene Ontology annotation, cellular component: eukaryotic translation initiation factor 2B complex; guanyl-nucleotide exchange factor complex. The record is from RefSeq and is a predicted model, not a curated record. Gene Ontology annotation, molecular function: translation initiation factor activity; guanyl-nucleotide exchange factor activity. The transcript is spliced from 7 exons.